Belonocnema kinseyi is the source of this 1693-nucleotide messenger RNA. RefSeq lists its product as uncharacterized. Bases 185 to 898 code for a protein of 237 amino acids. The record is from RefSeq and is a predicted model, not a curated record. Lineage: Eukaryota; Metazoa; Arthropoda; Insecta; Hymenoptera; Cynipidae. The transcript is spliced from 12 exons.
GUACGAACUCCGCCGUCGUUUCGUUGAGCGUUCAUUCGUCAUUAAGUUGAGCGGGUCGUCUUGCCGGAGGUCAUCUUGUUGGACGGCUAGUGUAUAUAGUGUGGAUACUCUGAGGUAUGCCAUCCGUAUCAUACACGUAUGCGGGUCGCAUACUUUUUGGGAAGGCCCAGCAUGUGCACCCUAAAUGGAACAAAGUUCAAGUCACAAUGCUAAUAAAACAAGCACAUCGCGCAGUGAAGAUCAUCACCACCGUCUGCAUCGUGCACGAAACGAAGAAACAAUAGAUAGAAGAAGAGAAGCAUGGUUGAUACAGCAAGAGAGAGAAAGAGAGCAUGAGAGACAUAAGCAGAAGAUGAUUUUAGAAUAUGAAUUAAAAAGAGAAACAAUUGUGCGUUCACAGAAAUAUUUCGGAAGCCUGUCGCGUCAAUCUCAAGAUAAUCAAAGGAAGGAUUGCUCUAGUCAACGGCAUUGUAGACCUUCUGUCAUGUCCCAAAAGUUAGAGUUACCGAAUGGAAAGACGCCUUUAUUCAAAGGUCCCAUGGUUUCAUCAAUUAGUACUUCAGAACUACGUCGCAUAAAAGUAGACAUUCGCCGAAAUAUUCCUGGACCAACUGCUACAAUUUGUGAUCUGCAACGUGAUAUAAUUAGUCCUGAAAAAGUUAGAUUGAAGAGACGUGAGGAUGAAGGAAUGAAACCUAUAUUUGAUCGUGAUGAGCUAAAAUUACAUGCUGGGAUAUGUGUUCAAGAAGAGGACUGUCAAACAAUCAAAAUGAGUGACACGGAAAAAGGAAAGAGAUCCCAUUCAUUAAAGCAAUGUUUCAAGUUCUCGUGUCCUUCAAAAUGUCGCAGUCGAAGUCCUGUAGAUUCAUCUCAUCGUUAUAGACCUAUACUAUGCUGACAGAAGAACUCUUCAUGAUGGACACAGAAGUUGUCAACGUGCUUCCGCUUUCAACGGGUUUUUAUCUCCUUUCAGAAUGAUCGUUCUAAAAAUUACCACCGAAACAUACAUCUUAGAAGCAAAUCGAAUGACAGCGAGAAGAUAAUUUCUCGUAGUCAACUGAAGGAUCACAGUUCAUUACAACAUAUCCAUAAAGAAGGAUACUCUAAACUAAGAUCGUCUAAGAACCGAUUUUACCCUGGAGAAAGAAAACUAUAUGUAUCUGAUUAUUUUUUCUCUCGCUCAAAUAGAGGUGAAACAUUUGAUCGUGAAUAUCGAGAAAGAUCUCGCGAACUUCGUGAAAGAAACCGAUCUCAAGAAAGUCGGGAAACACAAAGAUCCAGAGAGGGAAGAAAAGUUCCUUCAGUUGUAGCACAUUUUAUAGAACCCAUGCCUGUCCCCGUUUAUUAUGGGAAUUUACCUCCAAGGUUAGUUAUGACAGGACCAAUAAUGAAAAUUCAUGGAUCAUUACUUAGACCCAGAUUUCCAAUUGUACCGAGAGUACAGUUUCCAACACGAUUUAUGUCUGGAAAUGUGUUUGCUCCUUGGAUACGUCCAAAUCCAGGUUUCAGCCGGAUGUUUUGAUUAGUUUAGUUACCCGCUGAUCAAAUGUUGAAGUCAGGUACAUAAGUCCAAUCUCACUCAAACUGGGAAAAUCGAGAAAAACUGUUUGCCCGAAGAACUGAUAUCGAAUAAAAUUUUGAAUAAUUAAGAUACGCUAUUUGGGUAAAAAUAAUGUGCUUUUUCAUAUUUUGC